AUGGCCGACAUUCGCGAAUUGAUCCAGACCCUGAAAGAAAAAAAGGUACCAGUCUUCGCGCCUGGAGAGCCGCAAUACGAGCGAUCAGUUGCAACGGUCAACCUCUUCUACCGCUUUGCGAGGCCCGAUUGCGUUGUCCAGCCUCGGAACGCAUCCGAUGUUCAAUUUGUCGUUCGAGAGGCCAGAAUAAGACGUAUUCCCAUCACGAUCAAGAAUGGCGGCCAUUCAUACUCGGGCGCCUCCACCGCCGAAAAGGGCAUCUCGCUCGAUUUGAUGCAGAUGAACGGCGUGACGCUCAACAUGAAGACAAAGCUUGCGACUGUCAAAGGUGGCGCGCAAUGGGGUCACGUCUACAAGCAAUUUGUGAAUAAGAAAAUUGACGGCUAUAUUGUCAACGGAGGACGAUGCCCAACAGUGGGAGUCAGCGGCUUCAUCCUGGGAGGCGGCCUCAGCCCAUUUACACGAAGCUUCGGAAUGGGCUGCGAUAGCCUGGAGGAGGUGACCAUUGUCACUGCCAGCGGAGACAAGGUCAAAGUCAAGAAGAGCGACGACCCUCAAUCUGGCAAAGGCAGGCUCUUCUGGGCGCUCUGCGGCGCAGGAGGUGGCAACUUUGGAGUCGUCGUUGAGAUGAAGCUGCGGAUCGAGAGGCUCCGCGGCGACAGAAUCGUGGCCGGCAGAUACACCUGGCACCCGGACUUUAGCACGAGUAAUCCCAGGAAGGCUGAUGAAUACGCCGCCACAAUGUCGCAGUUUUAUACGGCGGAUUUUCCGAAAGAGCUCACCAUUGACAGCACGUGGCUGUGCGAUCUCCAGGAGAGUAAGGAUGCCAUCAGGUUCCUUGUCUAUCACAAUGGCGGUAAAGCAGAGUUCGACAAGGUCAUUGACGACACCAUUUCUUCCGUGCCACUGGCAACGCAGCUCAAAAGGAGGUCUCUCGAAGAGGCGUCUUCCCGCUUCUUGCAUGAGACGCUUGUUGUUCAGUGGUCAGAGGAGAUUGGAAAGUCCCUCCCGUUGAACCUAUCCUAUAACAGCUACGCCUCCUUUGUCUUCGACGGAAAUGAUCGACAAGCUUUUGAAAAUAUCUCAGUCAACAUCCAGUAUAACAUGGUUAGAUUUCGAGAGAAGUUCACCGGAGAGCGUGGUUUGCUGCAAGUCACUUGGAUACACGCAGGUGGGCAAGCCGCUUCCAGGAAACCUUCAGAUACGGCAUUCUUUUGGCGCGACGGCGUCUAUCAUACAUACAUCACACUGCAGUGUUUUGAAAAAUUUCUGGUGCAGGAGAUGGAGGAGUUCCUCGACAACUUCAAGAAGCAGCUGCGGUCUUGGUCUCUAGAGGGGAAAGCCGCCUUCAUCAACUUCCCAGACAGAGCAUUGGCAUGCCAUCAGCACGAGGAGGCAUAUUUCGGCGACAAUAGGACCGAGUUACAGGCGGUGAAGAAACUCUGGGACGGAUCCAAGUACUUUAGGUGGGAGCAAGGAAGCAAGGCGGAACAGUUCAAUAGUAACGACUACAUGUCAUUUAGACGCGUCACUCUCGGGCCUUUGCUGGAAUAG
Messenger RNA from Trichoderma citrinoviride, 1554 nucleotides. RefSeq names its product Glucooligosaccharide oxidase. The record is from RefSeq and is a predicted model, not a curated record. Lineage: Eukaryota; Fungi; Ascomycota; Sordariomycetes; Hypocreales; Hypocreaceae. Gene Ontology annotation, molecular function: oxidoreductase activity; FAD binding. The coding region runs from base 1 to 1554 and encodes 517 amino acids. The transcript is spliced from 2 exons.